This is a messenger RNA of Octopus sinensis (East Asian common octopus), 2594 nucleotides long. RefSeq names its product zinc finger protein 271-like. Lineage: Eukaryota; Metazoa; Mollusca; Cephalopoda; Octopoda; Octopodidae. The record is from RefSeq and is a predicted model, not a curated record. Bases 564 to 2363 code for a protein of 599 amino acids. The transcript is spliced from 3 exons.
GCUGAUAUACAGAGCGGAAGUGACGUCACAUGUCAAACCUGGAAGCGUGACAUUAAAACCGAAAUGAAACAAACAAACGAAAAUCGUUUCGGGAUUUUUUUCUUUUCUUCUGAUUUUUGGCGAAACGAGAAGCAAACGUCUGUUCAUCUGAAUUAAGAAUUAAGGUUGAGUCGUUUCUGUUCUGCUUUCGGGGGGAACAGAAGACGGAGAAGAAGAAAGGAUUUUAGCCGAGAUUACCGGAUAACACUGGAUUAAAGAAUUUCUUUGACUUUGGAUUCGUCAUCAAUAUUUAUCGUCUUUCAAAGACUAAACAAAAUUGUUACAGAGAACAGAUAUAUUCCUGUUCAUACAAAGAAGGUAAUAAUUCUUGUGGCUGAAGCAAAAUUCCUCUUUGAUGGCCAUUUUGGGUUCCUGUUAAACUUGGAUUACAAAAGAGUUGGCAACAUCUUCAGAUAUUGAGGAAAAUAAUAAGUUUUUGUUAAGAUUAAAGUUUUGUAAAGAUUUGCCAUUUGUGGUGAGGAAUGAGAAAUAACGAGAAACGAAAUAUGUGAUGACGAUGUGGAAUGCUGACGGAAUAUGUUGACUUGAAUGAGGAGAUGCCAAAGGAAAAAGAAAAGAAAUCACACGAAUGUGAUAUCUGUAAAAAGUCCUUUGGUCGAAACCACACCCUCACCAUUCACAAACGUAGCCAUACAGGUGAGAAACGGUUCCACUGUGAUGUCUGCGGUAAAGCAUUCGCAGAGAAGUACCAAUUGACCAAACACAUACGCGUCCAUACAGGGGAGAGACCCUACCAUUGCGACAUCUGUGGUAAAUCUUUCUCUCAGUCUACUCACGUAACUAAACAUAAAUUUAUUCAUACUGGAGAGAAACAAUUUCACUGCGAUAUCUGUGGCAAAUCGUUCUAUCAAAUCCACGACUUAACCAAACACAAAUACGUUCAUACAGGUGAGAAACGUUACCAGUGUGAUAUCUGCGGUAAAUCCUUCACCCGAUCUGACCAUUUGCUAAAACAUAAAACUGUUCAUACAGGUGAGAAACCAUAUGACUGCGAUAUCUGUGGUAAACCCUUCUCCCAAAAGGAACAGCUAAUCGCACACAAGCACAUUCAUACAGGUGAGAAGCCGUAUCAGUGCGUUGUCUGUGGUAAGAGGUUCUCUAGGUUAGGAGCUUUGACUAAACACAAAGGUGUUCAUACAGGUGAGAGGCCGUUUCAUUGUGAUGUGUGUGGUAAGUCGUUCCAUGAUGAAAACGGCUUAGCGAAGCACAUACGCGUUCAUACAGGUGAGAAACCGUAUCAGUGUGAUACCUGUGGGAAAUCGUUCUCACAAAAUCCUCACUUGACUGCACAUAAGCGCAUUCAUACUGGGGAGAAACCAUACGACUGCGAUAUCUGUGGUAAACCCUUCUCCCGGAAGGAACACCUGACUGCACACAAGCGCAUUCAUACAGGUGAGAGACCAUUUCAUUGUGAGGUGUGUGGCAAAGCGUUCUCUCAGAAAAACCACUUAAAUACACACAAAUACGUUCAUAAACGAUGUGAAAUGCUGACGGAACGUGUUGACUUGAAUGAGGAGAUGCCAAAGGAAAAAGAAAAGAAAUCACACGAAUGUGAUAUCUGUAAAAAGUCCUUUGGUCGAAACCACACCCUCACCAUUCACAAACGUAGCCAUACAGGUGAGAAACGGUUCCACUGUGACACCUGUGGUAAGCCAUUUGCUGAAAAUCACCAAUUGACCAAACACAUACGCAUCCAUACAGGUGAGAGACCCUACCAUUGCGACACCUGUGGUAAAUCGUUCUCUCGGUCUGACCACUUGACCAAACACAAACGCAUUCAUGCAGGUGACAAGCGAUUUCACUGCGAUGUCUGUGGAAAAUCGUUCUACCAAAAUCACGACUUAACCAAACACAAAUACAUUCAUACAGGUGAGAAACAUUAUCAGUGUGAUAUCUGUAGUAAAUCCUUCACCCGGUCUGACCAUUUAAUUAAGCAUGAAACUGUUCAUACAGGUGAGAAACCAUAUAACUGUGAUACCUGUGGUAAAUCAUUCUCUCGAAACGAACACUUGACUGCUCACAAGCGCAUUCAUACAGGUGAGAAGCCGUAUCAGUGUCUUAUCUGUGGUCAGUCUUUCUCUGAAGGGGGCACCUUGACUAAACACAGGCGUAUUCAUACAGGUGAGAGGCCGUUUCAUUGUGAUGUGUGUGGCAAGUCGUUCCAUGAUGAAAAUGGUUUGACUAAACACAUACGUGUCCAUACAGGUGAGAAACCGUAUCAGUGUGAUACCUGUGGGAAAUCGUUCAGUCAAAUGGCUAAUUUAAAUAAACACAAACGUAUUCAUACCAGAGAAACCACCUGAGGGAUAUUUUUGAUAAAUCAUUCUACUGAAACGGGGACAAGAAGACAUAAAAACAUUUACACUGAAGAGAAACCGUAUAAUUCUGAUAAAUAUGGAAAAUCUUUCUCUCCAAAGAGACAGGUAACUACACAUGUAUAUAUUCAGAGAGAAGAGCAACUGUAUUGAUAUUAUAAAUGUUUGAGUGAAAAAAAUAUUUUUGUAGCAAUAAAUGUCUUGACACAGCAAAGAAGA